Peniophora sp. CBMAI 1063 is the source of this 882-nucleotide messenger RNA. Lineage: Eukaryota; Fungi; Basidiomycota; Agaricomycetes; Russulales; Peniophoraceae. The record is from the annotation of a GenBank genome assembly.
AUGUUCUCUACUCAACUCUCCACCCUCGUCAUCGUCGCAGCUGGUCUGUCGACUUUCGUCUCUGCCGCUCCUGCUUCUGUGAAGCGCGGCGAUGCGUCUCCUGCCCUGGUGGCACGCGAGCCUCAGUUCAACACCACUCUACCCAACCAGCUCCCUGUCGCAGGUGUCCUUCCAUUCAACAUCACCAUCACGCCUGGAGCGCAAAACACGACUGUCGGCCUUCCUGCUGGCUUUCCAUUCAAACGUUAUCUCGAGGCUCGCCAGUUCAACACCACUCUUCCCAACCAACUCCCCGUUCAAGGUGUCUUACCGUUCGACAUCACCCUUACGCCUGGAGCGCAAAAUACCACCGUCGGCCUUCCCUCGGGUUUCCCGUUCAAGCGAGGGCUCGAAGCCCGCCAGCUCAACACUACACUACCCAACCAACUUCCCGUCGAAGGCGUACUCCCCUUCGACAUCACCCUUACGCCUGGCGCGCAAAAUACUACCGUCGGCCUACCUUCGAACUUCCCAUUCAAGUUCAAGCGCGAUGAUGACGACACCGCGAACUCCGAGAACGAUAUGGACGACGGUGUCUUCAACUUCACUCGCAACGCCCAUCUUCCUCUCUGGACCAAAAUCCCUAUCGGUCUUUUCCCCGAUAACGGCAACAUCACCGACACCGACAACGCGAACGAUACCGAUACCGAUACCAGCGGUGGAUUCCCGUUCGUAUUCUGGGGCGACGAGGGCGACGAGCAGGACUUGAACGCCGAGAAGAGGCAAUUCAACUUUACGCUACCCAAUCGGCUUCCGGUCGAGGGCACGCUUCCGUUUGGAUUGAAUUUUACGAGUGGAGAGCAGAACAGUACUGUUGGGCUUCCUUCAGACUUCCCUUUCUAG